AUGGCCACUCUUCCUAGUACUGACAUUUCGGAGCGAUACGCUCAGGAGCGCGACAAACGCCUGCGUCCCGAUGGCACAUCACAAUUCAUUGAGCUCUCGAAGUCAAGCAAAUACAAACACCUCGAGACCGAUCCAUGGGUCGACCACGCAGCGCUCAACGCUGCAACGCACGUGCUCAGCGAUGGGGACGACGUCAAAUUCCUCAUCCUUGGUGCGGGGUUCGGAGGGUUGAUCCUGGCAGCGCGACUGAUCGAGGCCGGAUUCGCCGCAUCGGACAUCCGCCUGGUCGAUGCGGCAGGUGGAUUCGGGGGGACUUGGUACUGGAAUCGCUAUCCCGGUUUGAUGUGCGACGUCGAGAGCUACAUCUACAUGCCACUGCUUGAGGAGACAGGUUACAUGCCCAAAUUCAAGUAUGCGUACGGGGACGAGCUGAGGGAGCAUGCGGAACGCAUCGCAGCGCACUAUCGGCUGCAAGCCUCGUUGAGGACGGUUUACCACAGCGCAGAAUGGCGCGAAGAGGAGAAGCACUGGACCGUGAAAAUGCGCGAGGAUCGGGGACCAGGGGAACCGGAGCGCUCGUUUUCAGUGUCUGCGCAGUUCGUGUUCCUUGGUGCAGGGGCCAUCAUCGCGCCGCAAAUCCCAUCCUUGCCUGGUUUCGAUGACUUCAAAGGCGCAACAUUCCAUACUGCUCGCUGGAACUACUCGAUCACAGGCGGAUCUCCCGGAUCUCCGACUAUGGACAAGCUCAAGGACAAGCGCGUGGGAAUCAUUGGCACCGGCGCCACUGCUAUUCAGGUAGUUCCAGAGCUUGCCAAGUGGGCCAAAGAACUCUUCGUCUUCCAGCGCACACCCUCCAGCGUCGACGUGCGAAACCAGCACCCCACCGAUCCGGACGAAUGGAGGAACAAGAUCGCGACUGGACAGGGAUGGCAGCACGCCCGGUCGGUCAACUACAACGCGAUCUUGAUCAACGAGCCAGAAGACGGGCCGGAUCUCGUAUCCGACGCGUGGUGCCAGAUGCCCGCGUACUGUGGGAUCAUCGGUGCGCCAGGGAUAGUGACGCCUGAGAAAAUUCCGGAGCAUAUCGCGAAGCUGCACAGUUUGGAUUUGCCCCGCGCUGAACGGGUCCGAGCGCGUGUCGACGAGAUCGUGAAGGACCCGGAAACCGCCGCAAAGCUCAAGGCGUGGUACCCCGUCUGGUGCAAGCGGCCGACAUUCCACGAUGAAUACCUGCCCGCGUUCAACCGCCCGAACGUUACCCUCGUCGACACGGACGGAAAAGGCGUGGAUGCACUGUCUGCGGAUGGCGUGGUCGCCAAUGGGAUCCAGUACCCAGUCGACGUGCUCGUCCUCAGCACCGGAUACGUGGUGACCUUCGCAGCGGGUACGGGCAGCCCCGCCUCCCGGGGCACUUGCCGUAUCACAGGCGCAAACGGGAGGGACAUGGACGACAAGUGGAUCGAGGAGGGCUGCGGCACGCUGCACGGCAUCGCGUCGAGCGGGUUCCCCAACAUGUUCUUCCUCCCGGGCCUCUCGCAGCUCGGCUUCACCGCAAACUUCACGUUCCCACUCAAUGCCACGUCGAAACAUAUCGCCGCGAUCAUCGCCCAGGCGCAGCGCGUCGUCGGUGGCACCGAGAGGCCGGUGAUUGAAGUUGAGAAGAGCGCCGAAGAUGCGUGGACGGCGGAGGUCGUGAAACGCGCGGCGUGGUUUGCGGCUGUCCCGGGAUGCACGCCGGGGUACUUCAAUCUCGAGGGCGGAGGCGGCCGGCCACAGAGCAUGGCCGAUCAGCUCAAGGCCGCACAAUCUGCGGUAUGGGGAGAGGGGAUCGUUAGCUACACCAAAAUCCUGGAGGAGUGGCAGGCGGAGGGUGGUUUGAAGGGCUUUAAUGUCACUGCAUAA
Messenger RNA from Mycena citricolor, 1902 nucleotides. The record is from the annotation of a GenBank genome assembly. Lineage: Eukaryota; Fungi; Basidiomycota; Agaricomycetes; Agaricales; Mycenaceae.